UAUAUGUUUUUUUGGUACAUCCUUCGAAUUGAGUCGAGAAGAAAUUUCCCAAAACACUGAUUAUAAUAAACUUGUAAAAUUUGAUAAACACUAUAAGAUUUUCGUAUAUUCAAGUGAAAUGAACAAUUUAUUGUUGUGCUGAUACGUGAACCUGGUAGUGUGAAGGGUUUUAGUGGUUCAAAGGUCAAUGAGCGCCAGCAGCUCAAUGAUCAAUAUGGUUUUAUAUCAUUUGAGUGAUUUUUAGAAAAGUGAUUGUUAUCGAAAUACGACCAUUUUCACCAAGACUACACUGUAGCGCGUACCAACUUGGUUGGACAGUGUAGAACGUGUUUUUCCACAACGCACAACGUGUAGGAUUAUAGAAGUCCACGUGAUACCGAAUAAUUAGGCUGACCGGACGUACCGUUUUGAACGGGACAGUACCGUUUCUUCGACUGUUUUUAAGCGUCCCGUCUUUUGCCAUUUUGUACCGUUUUCGGAUACUCCUUGAACAAAACUUUGAUAGAGCUUCGCAUUGAAAUUUCCCUAAAUGGAAAAUAAGUUUCCAAGCAGCCAGGAUUUUCUAAUGUUACUGAGUACCUACGUUUUGUGCUACCCUGGCAGUACCGCACCACUGGAAGGACAUCGCCUAUCGUGAAUUGAUGAAAAAGUCGCGAUUGAAAGUUGAUUUGUUAGUCAAAAUAUCGAUCAUCAUGAGACGAAUUUCAGGAACUCCUUGCAAAAUAUCACACUUUUCAGUAUCGAGCAAGUUCAUCAAUGCAAUGAAUAAUUGUUUGUAUGCUUUGGUUGGUAAAAAAUUUCAAAAACCAAUUUUAUCAUGUGUCCCGUUUUUUGAACCCAUUUGUCCCGUUUUUAUCCAGAGAAAGUCUGGUCAGCCUACGAAUAAUCGGUUAACCCUGUCUCGAAGUCAGGCGCUAUCGCGCAAUUCAAUGUUUGAAAUAACGCGGAAUAUAUGUAUUGAUAGAAAUUUUAAUAGGGUUCAGAGUUAUAGCGACAUUUCACACACACUCAUUUGAGCUGUUCGAGAUCAUUUUACCUGACAAGAUAAUCCUGUUCGACACCGUUAAUGUAGCAGAGAAAAAAAGAAGUAAUCACUAAACCCUGUGGUACGCCAAAAGUUACUUCUCCAAUUUCAGAAUAUUGCUCACCGCAAUAAACUGCAUGAGUCCUUAUAAGAAGAUACGAGUCUAUUAGAUGCAUUGGGCGAGAAAUUAAAUUUUGUCACAGGUUUUAAACAAAGGUUGUGGUAGAGUAUCGUAACUUGUAUCUCGUUCACUAAACUAGCGAAGAUGCCUGGAGACGCUUACCGGAAGAAUAAAUUUGCACUGUCGUUUCUGUUGAUCACCAAAAUGCAAGACUCCCCAUGAAACAUUUCUGGUUUUAAAGCUAAUUACAAGUACAAAAUAAGUUGUAAGAGAAUCUCCAGGAGUAUCAUGAAACAUAAAUUGUUACUAGGGUCAUUAGUGCUAGGAAGCUAUACUAAAUAAAAAACAAGUUAUGUUGCUACUAAGAAGCUUUACUGAAUGAAAAAAUAUGGCUUAUUCAGCUUUCCAGAAAAAAGGUGGUUUCACGACGUCUUGCACAUAGUACAAGCGUUAACUAGAUCCUCAGUGAUAGCUUGUUUCUGAAAUAAGUCGACAUGCGUCAAAGUGCUACUGAUAUACGUAUCUAUAUCAGUUAUUAGAUUCGGACAAACGCGAGAGAUAACGCUGUGGUUCAAUAAUUGCGUUGCACAAACACGGAACAUUUACAAAUUGGAACAUGUUCAAACAUUUGAUAGCGAUGAUAAAAUUAUGCAACACGCACACCAAUGGCAGCAUACGGUUUUCAUGCAACUGUUAUAGAAAGUAAAUAAAAAAUAGCACAAUACACUAAGGUCGCUUUUUAUGCGUUUUUUUACGCGGCUUUUUACGCGGAUUCCGAAAUUCACGCGGUUUUUUUACGCGGAUUCCGAAAUUCACGCGUUUUUUUCCUUACGCGGAUUGCGGAAUUUCUUCACUCGGAUUCCGGAAUUCACGCGGUUUUUUACGCGGAUUCCGAAAUUCACGCGGUUUUUUCCUUACGCGGAUUCCGGAAUUCACGCGGUUUUUUUAUGCUGAUUCCGGAAUUUACGCGUUUUUACGUGGAUGGAUGGAUGGAUGACUUGGGGUUCAUGAAUUUUCCCACAUUGAAUUAUCUGCAUCUUAUUACCUAAAAAAAAAACAAAAAACAAAAUACACUUUAAACCCAACAUACAUAGAACACAAACGAAAAGUUAUUUUUAGAGAGGUUCUUUUUCAUUCGAUGUUCAGUAACACGAUGGAUCUCACAAUAGAUCUACGAUUCUGGUCACAGUGAGGAAGUCCGUACAGGAAAAAACACGAUGGAUAACAGUGGAUAUAGGGUAUUUUUAACACGUUUUCCAAAUUGCAUUUUUUCUGUAUGGAUUUCUUCACAGCGACCAGUGGCAUGCUUAUUAUUGUCGUUUAUAAGUGUUUGUGUGUUAUGUGAUACUCUUCCUUUUACCCGCUUACUGUUCUACUAUACCGAUGCUCGUUCCUCUUGCCAAGUAUUACCAAUUAUAUAUAAUUCCCUUGAGAAGUUUCGUCGUGCGUCCUUCUGGCCUGAUUUCAGCGUAAAGGAAGGGUAAGUAGUGGGGAGUCUGGGAAUGAACCCAUACUUAAAGUCCAGUUUUAACAUCGAAUGGCCUGAUUCUGAUAAGAUUCGAACCUUGCGGCUACGCAGCUCCCCUUCAAAAUUGUAUAGAAGGUGUGUCAUUGUGAAGACGGACAAUAGCACACCCAGGCACAUGCACUCUCAAACGUAUUAGGUCUUCUUUUUUUAUGUGAGAAUGUUUAUUAUACACCAUAGGUUUAUUAUACUCAGACUUCGCGGCCUACUGAAGUCGACGCAGUUUAUAAUCCAAAAUAUUUCCAGAGCAGGAAUGGUAUUCAGAGGCCGGAACCGACAACGAAACCAUUUUUAAAUUUAAAAUGGCGAUUUUCAAUUUCUGAAACACAGCUUAAAAUGACCAAAUACUACCCAACAUGGAUAUUUUCGGAACCAUGAUGAUGCCCAUAAGCCGAAGAAAUGAGAAUUUUCGAAUAAAUAAAUGAGAAUCGAUAAAAUGCCCAGAAAUACGAAAUUUAUUUCGAUGCCAUUUUUAAAUCUAAGUGGACAACUCCCAGUUCCUAAAAUAUAACCAAAAUAGUUUAAUUCACCCAAUAUGGAUGAUUCCAAACCCGGGAUAAUGCCAAGAGGCCGGAAAUUAAUCCCAAAAGGAAUUCUUAAAUCCAAGAUGGUGACUUUCGUUUCUGGAAAAUACUUUAGAAUGGUCAAAUACCAUUCUAUAUAGGUGUUUUCGGAAUCGAGAAUCCCGAGUAACACCAGGAACGUUCAAUUAGUUGAAUAUAUUGUUAAAUAUUGCAUCUUUGUUGCAUAGAGAGUUAGAGCUUUACGGAGUAAUAUCCACCAAUUUUUUUUUCUUUUCAUUUUUUUAUUGGCUUAAAUCAUGCUAAAGCUAUCCUAGAAUCAAAAACUACAUCGCCAAAGUACUGAUCUGAACUCAAAAUUCGUUUAAAUCAAUUUUUACCAAACAACUUUCAUGCUCCAAAAUAACAUUUUUCGUUUAUUUUGGUACUAGUAGAAGUUACCUAUGAUCGAUAUCGUGUUUCAAAUUUGAAGUAUAGAGGUCGCUGCAUCAAGUUUCGACCGUUACAGCGUCUCUACAGCACGUGUUUACUCACAAUUUACAUUUGUUUAGUCGAUCAGCCGUUCUCAUUGUGUACGUUCUUUGUUUGAGUUUUUCUAUACUUUUUAACUGUGAGUUAUACUCAAAAGUACUUAAAUAUGAGUGACAAGUUUGAGUUUUGCGUGGGAUCGGACGCCAACCGCGUCGAAGUCGCUGAGCGUCGCAUGUCUGAUACAGCGCAAGAGGGUAGGCGCAGCCUUACAUCAGAUAAAAAAGGAAGAAAAGGAAAAUAAAGCCCCGGAAGGACAACUUCACGGCGCAGGGAUACCUGACUUAAGGAUGAACGGAGCUUUGUUAUGUUCUUUUGCUGCGGCUACUAUCUGUGGAGUCCUGUCGAAUCCAGUUGAUUUAUUCCAACCAGCUGUUUUUGCGGAGACUCCUCGAGCGGAGCUAGCCGAUUAUCGCCUUAACGAAGAUGUAUGGCCAUCACACUAUGACGUAGAACUAACUCCCUAUUUUGAAGAUGAAGCGGAGCAUGCGGCUUUCACAUUCGAUGGAACUGUUACUAUUAAAUUAAAACCAUCAAAGGCUGGAGUAACCAAAAUUGAUUUGCAUGUAGCUAGAAUUAAUAAAACUUCUCUAACAUUGAACAAUGCUGCCAAUAAUGUGGUUGUACCGAUCGAGGAAACUAUCUAUAAUGAGGAAACGGAAAUCCUCACCAUACCCGUUAGUGGAGCCUUGGAUGAAACUGAUUACUUGUUAAAAAUCAGCUAUAUUGGUGAAUUGGCUGAUGAUAUGCAUGGGUUUUAUAGGAGUUAUUACAAAGUUGGUGGAAAAAAUGUCUGGCUAGCAACCACUCAAUUUCAGACUACAUCGGCAAGGCGAGCAUUUCCUUGUUUCGAUGAACCAAAGUUCAAAGCUACAUUCCAGAUCAGAAUUAAUCAGCCAAAUAGUUACAACUCUUUCUCGAAUACCGCUAUCCUAUCAGAAAAUCAAUUACCAAAUGGACGUACGCAAGUUACAUUCGAGAUGACGCCGAUUAUGUCUACUUAUUUGGUAGCAUUUAUAGUAGCACAAUAUGAGGAGAAUUUCGAAAACGGAAUAGGUAUACUAGCACGGCCGGAAGCAAAAAAUCAAACAGACUACAGUCUCCAAGUGGGAAUUAAGUUACUCAAAGAACUAGGAUCAUGGAUUGAUUACCCGUACAAUUCUGUCCCAGAAAUGACUCGUAUGUAUAUGGCAGCCGUCCCAGAUUUUUCUGCUGGGGCAAUGGAGAACUGGGGUUUAUUGACGUACCGUGAAACCAACAUCCUGUACCGGAGUGAUGACUCAACUAGUUUGCAGCAGCAGCGAAUUGCUGCUGUUAUUUCACAUGAAAUCGCUCAUCAAUGGUUUGGAGACUUGGUGACGUGCGAAUGGUGGGAUGUAACAUGGCUUAAUGAAGGUUUUGCUCGAUACUUCCAAUAUUUUGGAACAGCAUUAGUAGAGCAGAGUUGGAAUUUAGAUUAUCAGUUUGUUGUUGAACAAUUGCAAGGUGUUAUGCAAAUGGAUAGUUUGGAAUCUACUCAUCCCAUGACACACAAUGUAUAUACUCAAGCACAAGUUAGUAACAUUUUCGAUAACAUAUCAUACAACAAAGGGGCAGUUGUUUUAAGAAUGGUGGAACAUGCCAUAACUACUGAGAAAUUUCAAAACGCACUUAGAGAAUACAUUAAGGAGCGACAGUUUAAAACAAGUAGACCAGAGAAUUUAUUUUCGGCACUAAAUCUGCAUGGAAAAGCUGAUAUCAGUACUUUCAUGAAGCCUUGGACAACCCAAUCUGGAUACCCGCUGGUAACUGUUACUGGGUCUGAUGAUGGUUUUACUAUUAACCAGAGAAGGUUUCUGCUAAAUAAUAUGAGCCAUGAUGAUCCAACUUUGUGGCCUCUUCCGAUUACCUACGCGACCAAAGAGGAAGAUUUCGAAAAUACGAUGCCGACCGUCGUUGAUACUUCAGAGUACAAAAUUACUAUAACCAACGUAACACAGUUACCUUACUUCAUACUCAACAAUCAGCAGGUCGGUUAUUAUCGUGUGAACUACGACACUGCCAACUGGGAUAAAAUAAGUACCGCACUUCGGUCGGAAAACUUUGGUGGAAUACAUGUUUUAAACAGAGCGCAAAUCGUGGAUGACUUAUUCAAUUUAGCCCGUGCAGGAGAAGUGAAAUACGAAUCGGCAUUGGAUAUUCUUGAUUAUUUGCAAGAUGAAACGGAAUAUCCGCCUUGGUUGUCCGCAGUUAAUGGAUUAACCAUACUUUCCCGCAGAAUUCAUCCUGAAGAUGAAGAGUUGUUUGCGCAAUAUGUUAUUCAGUUAUUUAGUAAAGUUUACAACAUGGUCAAAUUUGAAGCUCCUGCCGAGGCUGAAAGCCGUCUAAUCACUUAUUUAAGAAUUAAUGUCCUCCAAUGGGCAUGUAACUAUGGACAUUCCGAAUGUAAACGGGCUGCUGUAGAGGAGUUCAAUCGGUACUUUAACAAUACUGCUGAAAAGGUUCACCCGGAUCUUCGUCAAAUCGUUUAUUGUGAAGGCGUUCGCCAGGGAACAGAGGAACACUUCGAUUUUCUUUGGAAUCAGUAUCUUACGACCAAUAUGGCUACCGAACAAAUUCUUAUUCUUCAAGGGCUUGGUUGUGUCCAGGAAAAAGAGCAGAUUUUCAAAUUAAUGGAUGCAAUCAGCUCGGAUGACAUCAGAUCUCAGGACAAAAGUACAGCCUUUUCAUAUCUCUUAGCAAAUCCUUAUACAAUUGAUCAUCUCUCUGAAUACCUUAGAAUGUAUUACGUUAGAUGGGCAGAAGCGCAUGGAUCAUAUAUGAAUGUCGCGUCGGCAUUAAACAAUCUACUAGCUCGUAUGAAAAGUAACGAGCAGAUGUGGGCUGUGAGGUCUUUUGCCGAACGAAACGAGAAGGUGUUUGGUGUGAAUGCCUAUAAUUCUAUUAUACAAGGCAUCGAAGAUUUUCAGGCUAAUCAAGAAUUUGUGGAAAAAAACCGUGUGGCGAUUCGCAACUUCCUCGAAGAGAAAACUAGAUCUUCGGGCACAGGAAUAACUGCAGUAGGUUUAACUAUUUUGUUAAGUGCUAUUAUUGCGUUGUUAAAUUAGUAUGCUACUGCCUUUGUUGCUACUGUUAGAACUUAAUUUGACAAAAAUUAUUCAAAUAAAGAUUUUGAUUUUUACAUUCAAUCAGAAGCUGAAAAAAAUGUUUUUGGGCAAAUUGACAUAGGUAGGAUAAAGGGGGCAGUUUUGGACGGGGGCAGUUUCGGACAGAGCUUAAAAAAACAAAUGGUGCAAUUUUCAACCAAACUAAAAAUAUAAGUAGUUGGCAGCCCUUCCACCAACAUCUACCAUAUAGUUUAAUAGCUCUUGUUUGUUUAUUACUUACGAAAACAACACAGUGCCAUUUUUCAUUCAUGUUUUCAACCGUUUGAGCCUAAAGUUGUAAGUUUUUCUCUAAUUUCUUUGUGGACGAUUUAAAAAUUUGAGUACACUACCUUAGUUCGUAACUAAUAUGCAAUGAAAAAACGUGAUAACAUCGGGAAACAAAGAUCUUAUUUAUUGGAUAAAAUUAAGAUUUGUCUACGGAUGGUGGUGGAGCACAUUCGGACAUCGUUCAUGGGGCACACUCGGACAUUUACCAAAUUUGUGUUUGAUUGUUGUUUAUUAACAAAUAUCGAUUAAGACUGAUUCUCAGUCCUUAAAAUGGUUCGGAACUACACGCUUCAGAGACCUGCGGAAUCAAAAGAAGUACCUUGGUCUGUCGUCUGAAAAAUCAAAGAAACGAAAAAACGGAAAAAUCAGAAAGCUUCUCGUCCAAAAAUUCAGAUCAACAAGUAUUUACGAACGUGGAAGAAACGUUUCUAUAGAAAUAUUUGAUCGAAAGUUCCCAUGUGAAUUAUGGAUUGACUUACCGUAUGGCAAGGCGAUUGGAAAAUUGUUUCUCAAUGUUCUGGAACACUUGAAUAAGGUUCCAGAAAGCAGCGUAAGUGAACCAAUUUUGCUGUUGCUUGACAAUCACGGAUGCCAUUGUACUUUGAAACAAUCAAAUAUUGCCGAGGAAAUGGCAUAGUUCUUGUAUCCUUCCACCCUCAUAGCCAGUUUGCUCGAUUUUUAUGUUAUGAAAUAAAUUUGAAAUAAGAGGAUGA
Wyeomyia smithii (pitcher-plant mosquito) is the source of this 7845-nucleotide messenger RNA. Its product is annotated as membrane alanyl aminopeptidase. The record is from RefSeq and is a predicted model, not a curated record. The coding region runs from base 4010 to 6805 and encodes 931 amino acids. The transcript has 7 exons. Gene Ontology annotation, molecular function: peptide binding; metalloaminopeptidase activity; zinc ion binding. NCBI's taxonomy places the organism in Eukaryota, Metazoa, Arthropoda, Insecta, Diptera, Culicidae. Gene Ontology annotation, cellular component: cytoplasm. Gene Ontology annotation, biological process: proteolysis; peptide catabolic process.